GAAAAUGCCAACAAACAGCCCACAUGUUCCCGAGCAUCCCUGGCGCCUGCCUCCCUAGCGCGGAGCCUCUCCCCCUCUGUCCACCUGCCGGGCGGCCACGACUCCACCCCUUCCCUGCCCGGCCACCCAGACCCAUGCCUCGUCCCCAGGGACGCCAGCCCCCUGGCGCGUCCAGAGCCCCCGGCGCCUGCCAUGCUGUACGUCGGUGACCCCCUGCGGCACCUCGCCACGGCCCAGUUCAAUCUGCUCAGCAGCACCAUGGACCAGAUGGGCAGCCGCGCGGCCCCGGCCAGCCCCUACACCCCCGAGCACACGGCCAGCGUGCCCACCCACUCGCCCUACGCCCAGCCCAGCUCCACCUUCGACACCAUGUCCCCGGCGCCUGUCAUCCCCUCCAACACCGACUACCCCGGCCCCCACCACUUCGAGGUCACUUUCCAGCAGUCGAGCACAGCCAAGUCGGCCACCUGGACGUACUCCCCGCUGCUGAAGAAGCUCUACUGCCAAAUCGCCAAGACAUGCCCCAUCCAGGUCAAGGUGUCCACCCCGCCGCCCCCAGGCACCGCCAUCCGCGCCAUGCCUGUUUACAAGAAGGCAGAGCAUGUGACCGACAUCGUGAAGCGCUGCCCCAACCACGAGCUCGGGAGGGACUUCAAUGAAGGACAGUCUGCCCCGGCCAGCCACCUCAUCCGCGUGGAAGGCAACAAUCUCUCACAGUACGUGGACGACCCCGUCACCGGCAGGCAGAGCGUCGUGGUGCCCUACGAGCCUCCACAGGUGGGGACAGAAUUCACCACCAUCCUGUACAACUUCAUGUGCAACAGCAGCUGCGUGGGGGGCAUGAAUCGGCGGCCCAUCCUCAUCAUCAUCACCCUGGAGACCCGGGAUGGACAGGUGCUGGGCCGCCGAUCCUUCGAGGGCCGCAUCUGCGCCUGUCCUGGCCGAGACCGCAAAGCCGACGAGGACCACUACCGCGAGCAGCAGGCCCUGAACGAGAGCUCCGCGAAGAACGGCGCCGCCAGCAAGCGCGCUUUCAAGCAGAGCCCCCCAGCUGUCCCCGCCCUGGGCACCGGCGUGAAGAAGAGGCGGCACGGGGAUGAGGACACGUACCACCUGCACGUGCGAGGCCGGGAGAACUUCGAGAUCCUGAUGAAGCUCAAGGAGAGCCUGGAGCUCAUGGAGCUGGUGCCGCAGCCGCUGCUUGACUCCUACCGGCAGCAGCAGCAGCUCCUGCAGAGGCCGAGCCACCUGCAGCCUCCGUCCUACGGGCCAGUGUUGUCGCCCAUGAACAAGGUGCACGGGGGUGUCAACAAGCUGCCCUCUGUCAAUCAGCUGGUGGGCCAGCCCCCCUCCCACAGCUCGGCGGCCGGGCCCGGCCUGGGGCCCGUGGGCCCUGCGGUGCUCAGCAACCACAGCCACGCCCUGCCAGCCAACGGCGAGGCCAGCGGCGGCCACGGCACCCAGCCCAUGGUCUCAGGGUCCCACUGCACUCCGCCACCCCCCUACCACGCCGACCCCAGCCUCGUCAGUUUUUUAACAGGUUUGGGGUGCCCCAACUGCAUCGAGUAUUUCACCUCCCAAGGGUUACAGAACAUUUACCACCUGCAGAACCUAACGAUCGAGGACCUGGGGGCCCUGAAGAUCCCCGACCAGUACCGCAUGACCAUCUGGCGAGGCCUGCAGGACCUGAAGCAGGGCCACGACUACGGCCAGCAGCUGCUCCGCGCCAGCAGCAACGCGGCCACCAUCUCCAUCGGCGGCUCGGGGGAGCUGCAGCGGCAGCGCGUCAUGGAGGCCGUGCACUUCCGCGUGCGCCACACCAUCACCAUCCCCAACCGCGCCGGCCCUGGCGGGGGCGCGGGCCCCGACGAGUGGGCCGACUUCGGCUUCGACCUGCCGGACUGCAAGUCCCGAAAGCAGCCCAUCAAGGAGGAGCUGUCGGAGGGCGAGAUCCACUGA
This is a messenger RNA of Propithecus coquereli (Coquerel's sifaka), 1959 nucleotides long. RefSeq names its product tumor protein p73 (gene TP73). The record is from RefSeq and is a predicted model, not a curated record. The transcript has 12 exons. Gene Ontology annotation, biological process: apoptotic process; protein tetramerization; regulation of transcription by RNA polymerase II. Bases 193 to 1959 code for a protein of 588 amino acids. Gene Ontology annotation, molecular function: DNA-binding transcription factor activity, RNA polymerase II-specific; protein binding; RNA polymerase II cis-regulatory region sequence-specific DNA binding. Gene Ontology annotation, cellular component: nucleus. Lineage: Eukaryota; Metazoa; Chordata; Mammalia; Primates; Indriidae.